AUGGAUCAAUACACCAAUAAGCACCAUCCAGAUUUUGUUCCUGGAACUUACAACAUCUAUUCAUCACUAAAUUUAGAAAACGGAGUUUUAUAUAAAUCAAAAUUGAAAAAAGAUGGUGAUAUUAUUUUAAUUCCUCAACCUUCAGAUUCUCCAAAUGAUCCAUUAAAUUGGAGUAAAAAAAGAAAGCAUGCUCAUUUCCUAAUUAUGGCUUUUAUAACUGCUUUCACUGCAGCAACUUCAAAUGAUGCAGGUUCUACUCAAGAUUCUUUAAAUAAAAUUUAUGGUAUUAGUUAUGAUUCCAUGAAUACUGGUGCUGGUGUUUUAUUCUUAGGUAUUGGAUAUGGUACUUUGUUUCUAGCACCUUUAUCUUAUCUCUAUGGUAGAAAAUUACCUUAUAUUAUUUCAAUUGGUUUAGGUUUAAUUGGUGCUAUUUGGUUUGGGUUUGCUAAAAAAACUUCUGACACAAUCUGGUCACAAUUAUUUGUUGGUAUUAGUGAAUCUUGUGCUGAAGCUGCUGUGCAAUUAUCCUUGACUGAUAUUUAUUUCCAACAUCAAUUGGGUUCAAUUUUAACUGGUUAUAUUUUGAGUACCUCUGUCGGUACUUAUCUCGCUCCUUUAAUCGGUGGAUUCAUUGCUAAUAGAACUAGUUUUAGAUGGGUUGGCUGGAGUGGUGCAAUCAUAUCAGGGGCUUUAUUACUCGUUUUAUUUUUUGCAACAGAAGAAACUUAUUUCGAAAGAAAUAGAUACAUUACACCAUUAUCUUCAAAACAAUCAAUCAAUGGAUUAGAUAACGGUACUACUUUGAACUCAAGUGAACAUACCGAGGAAAACUUAUCUGGAGAUGAAAAGACAAUGGAUGGUGAUCAUAAGCAACAAGAAAAUGUAACAACACAUACAAAACCCGUCAAGGAUGACGAAAUCACCGAAGAAUUAAUUGAUGGUUCAAAAGAACAAAUGAAUGGUUAUUGGAAAAGAAUGGCAUUGAUCACACCAGCUUACAACUUGAAAGGUUGGGGUUUCAAACAAUAUUUGGAACAUAUCAAGAUCAAUUUGAAAAUGUUUUGCUUCCCAGGUAUUCUUUUAUCAGGUAUGUUUUGGGGUAUGCAAAAUGUGUUUCUUUCAUUCUAUUUAACUACUGAAGAUACUUUUUUCUAUGAUGAACCAUACAAUUACUCAAAUGCUGGUGUUGCAUUGAUGAAUAUUCCAUGUCUUAUUGGUGCUGUUAUUGGUUGUAUCUAUGCCGGUACUAUUAGUGACUACAUUGUGUUAUGGAUGGCUCGUCGUAAUAAAGGUGUUGUGGAAGCUGAAUUUAGAUUAUAUUUCAUCUUUUUAGCUGCAUUUUUCGGAUCGGCUGGUUUAUUGAUGUUUGGUAUCGGUGCUGCGCGUAACUUGCCUCGUCCAAUGAUGUAUGUUGGUUUAGGUUUUAUUGGUUUUGCUUAUGGUUCAGCUGGUGAUAUUGCCUUGGGUUAUGUUAUGGAAGCUUCAGAAUUAGUUUUAGAAUCAAUGGUGUGUGUUGCAAUCAUCAACAACACUGUCAGUUGCAUCUUUACAUUUACAUGUUCCCUUUGGUUGGAUGCUUCAGGAACUGAAAACACAUAUAUUGCCUUGGCUGUAAUCAACUUUGGUGUUUCCAUGAUGGCCAUUCCAAUGAUUAUUUGGGGUAAAGACACCCGUAGAUGGACCAAGAAAUGGUACUUGGAAUUUUUAGAGGUUAGAGAUGGUAUAUGA
This is a messenger RNA of Hansenula anomala, 1728 nucleotides long. It is a transcript of the gene HOL1, whose product is annotated as Hol1p. Gene Ontology annotation, biological process: transmembrane transport. The record is from RefSeq and is a predicted model, not a curated record. The transcript has a single exon. Gene Ontology annotation, molecular function: transmembrane transporter activity. NCBI's taxonomy places the organism in Eukaryota, Fungi, Ascomycota, Saccharomycetes, Phaffomycetales, Wickerhamomycetaceae. Gene Ontology annotation, cellular component: fungal-type vacuole. The coding region runs from base 1 to 1728 and encodes 575 amino acids.